This is a messenger RNA of Lodderomyces orthopsilosis Co 90-125, 1233 nucleotides long. RefSeq names its product pepsin-like aspartic protease. Gene Ontology annotation, molecular function: aspartic-type endopeptidase activity. The record is from RefSeq and is a predicted model, not a curated record. The coding region runs from base 1 to 1233 and encodes 410 amino acids. Gene Ontology annotation, biological process: proteolysis. The transcript has a single exon. NCBI's taxonomy places the organism in Eukaryota, Fungi, Ascomycota, Pichiomycetes, Serinales, Debaryomycetaceae.
AUGGUUCUGAUUACUACCAUAAUUCAAAACUCUUUAUUGUCAUCAUUAUUUGCAUUACAUUGCCAAAGUGCUGCUAUUAUUCCCAAUUGCAACCAGGUGGUUCCAGUUGACUUCCAAGUUUCGUACCAUGAUCGCUUUGAUGACAAAGAUUUAUUCAUUGAUAAUGAAUUCAACAAGGAUGAAGGUUUAGCCAAGAGAGAUUAUAUCAAGACAAAUUUAAAGCGCAGGAAGAGCUACUACACUACCGAACUCAAGAUUGGUUCUCAAAAGAAGAAAGUCAAAGUUGUCAUUGAUACUGGAUCAAGUGACUUGUGGGUUCCUAGUUCGGAAGCUAAAUGUCUUGACAAUUCCAAAUGCAGAAGUGAAGGAGUUUAUUCAGUCGAAAAGUCCAAAACAGCAAAGAAAUUGAAUCAACCAUUUGAAAUCGAAUACCCUGAUGAUACAUCGGCUUCAGGGGUUUAUGUUCAAGAUACCGUGCGUAUUGGCAAAAAGACAAUUUCCCAACAACAGUUUGCUGUUGUUGAUAAGUCAUCGGCAAAGAUGGGAGCUUUGGGUAUUGGCUUGAAAUCGGAUGAAGAGACAAGUGAUAAUUCCACGUAUGAUAACUUUGUAUUCAAUUUAAAAAAGCAGGGGCUCAUUAAUAAAGCAGGUUACUCAUUAUACUUGCCCGAGAAGGAGAAAAAGUCGGGAACAAUACUAUUUGGUGGUAUUGAUGAAGAUAAGUGUUCAGGAAACUUGACUAAAUUUAUCGUUUCUUCGGACAAGUUGGCUGUCCCAUUACAAUCAGUUUCUUUUGAAAACAAGAAUUAUAAAAACGAUACUGAAGCGAUUAUUGAUUCUGGAUCCACAUUUUCAUACUUGCCCACAAAUAUCGUUGAUGGUAUAUCAGAUUUAUUGAAUGGAUCAUAUUCAGACAAAUUGGGAGUUUAUGUUGUCGACUGCAAAAAUAGGAGAAAGAAGAGUGGAUAUAUAACAUUCAAUUUCAACAAUGAAACUAGUAUAUUGGCUCCAUUGUCUCAUUUCGUUGAUUGUUUGAAAAAGAUCAAGAGUCAUGUACCUGAUCAUGAAAAGAAUCAUUGUGGGUUAAGUAUCUUGCGAGGCGAUGGUGAUGGUGAAACUAUUUUGGGAGAUAAUUUUUUGAGGAGUGCUUACGUUUCUGUAGAUUUGGAAGAUAAGACUGUUGGAUUGGCUCAAGUUAAACACUCAAAACAUCAUUCGUACAAGGGUAUUUAA